AGCAUUAGCUUCGGCACUAGCAGCUAAUCUUCCAAUGCUUUGUCAUUCAAUUGCUUCUGAGGCUACAGCGGCGUCAAUAGUUGUUGUAUUAAUUCAAACUGCCUGUCAAUUGUUAGAUAACGUUAAAGCGUAGUUACCUUAAUACACAGUUGAGUUUGAGGUUUCCGUGUUGAUUUUAUAUUUUGGUAGCAAUUUCACUAUCAUCAUCGUCUCUGCCAUUCGUUUAUUUACAACGGGGCUGUGAAAAAAGAGCGUACAUUUGACGUGACUGUCCAUUGGUUGAAAUACAGGAAGUUCUAGAUGCGUCAAGGGGUACAGCCUCAAUGCUUUCACUGAUUGGUCCUUAGACCUGUCAAUCACACAAAACAACGCCCACAAACAGAUCCGUGUGAUUAACUUGAAGCCCGCCUUAAUGCACCUGUCCAUGCCAGAAAGAAAUGACAAGGAUUUUCACCGCUAUGGGGGGACAGGCAAAGGGCAAAAAGAAAAAUAAGCCGAAGAGGAAAGAGAACCGCCCCAACAAGGAUGCAGGAAUUGUUGGAUUGACACCCCAAGAAAGGGUGAGAGUGAGAAUGCAUGAAAAAGCUAAGAAGAAGACAUCUGAGAAGUACUCUGUUCAACAACUACUAGAAAAGACAGAGGAGUGCAUGGAUGGUUUUGACUUUGAGAUGGCUAGCCUGUUCUGUCAGCGAGCCCUGGAUGUGGAGUCCAACAACCUUCAAGCUCUAGAUAUGCUUGGACACAUCUGCUCUGAGCUUGGAGACACACAGAAAGCUAAGGAAGUGUUUCUGCGUGCAGUGGAGCAGAGCCCAGAUGUAGGCCACAGUAAGUACAUGUACCUAGGACAGAUUCACACAGGCAAGGAGGCUGUGGACUACUACACUAGAGGAAUACAAGUCCUGCUGUCUGCAUUGGAAAAACAAGAGCAGACCACAGCUCAGGCUGGAGCUGCUGCCCCGUCAGACGAGGACCCUGAACUCCCCACAGCCAAGGACGUCAGUGCGGCUUACUGCUCCAUUGCUGAGAUUUACCUCUCAGACCUCUGCAUGGAAGAGGGAGCUGCAGACAAGUGCAGGGAGUCCGUUGAGAGAGCAUUACAGUAUCACUAUGACAACCCAGAGGCUCUGCAGCUCAUGGCCAGUUACCUGUUCAGUACGGAGAGAAACCAGGAAGGCAAAGAGUACCUGUUGAAGAGUGUCGGACUGUGGCUGCCUGCCCAGAAACAGAGCGCAGCUUCUUCCAGCUCAGAGGAAGACUUGCAGAUCCCCCCAUACGAGUCUCGCAUCACCACAGCUAAACUGCUCGUGGAGUCCGAGGAAUACGAGAUGGCGGUGGAUGUGUUGGAGGGUCUUCUUGAGGAGGAUGAUGAAGUUGUUCAGGUGUGGUAUCUCUCUGGAUGGGUGUGCUACCUCCAGAUGGAAAAAGCGAAGGAGCAACAAGAAAGAGAGGGACGAGAAGGGACGGAGGAGGAGAAGGAGGAGUGGAAGGCAUUGACGGAUGCAGCCAGAUCAUACCUAACCAACGCUAAGAAGCUGUACGGGAAGCUGCGGUGUGAUGACCAGCCGAUGUUGGAGCAUGUGGAACAGCUGCUGGGCGAGCUGGGAGGAGAGGCGGAGGCAGAAGAGGGAGACCUUGUCUUGGAUGAUGAUUAUGAACCCUGUAGUGAUGAUGAAGAGGAGGAGGAGGACAGUGCAGCCAUGGAACACUGACCACAGCAACCUUUGCUCGAGCUCUAAUUUCACUUCCUUCUAUCGUCCUCCUUGUAGUCAAAAUGUUCUAGUAUUCCCUCUAAAGUGCCUUUUUAAGUGGUUAUCCUUUCACACACAUCAAAUUGAAGAGUGAUGCACAAAAACAUUAAAGCUGCAGUCUACUCAAUCUC
This is a messenger RNA of Notolabrus celidotus (New Zealand spotty), 1879 nucleotides long. Its product is annotated as probable assembly chaperone of rpl4. Gene Ontology annotation, biological process: cell division. Gene Ontology annotation, molecular function: protein binding. NCBI's taxonomy places the organism in Eukaryota, Metazoa, Chordata, Actinopteri, Labriformes, Labridae. The transcript has 12 exons. The record is from RefSeq and is a predicted model, not a curated record. The coding region runs from base 438 to 1709 and encodes 423 amino acids.